GUCAGAGUUCAUGGUGGAGAAACAUGGCGGCUUCCAGAGGAUCUGUGGUGUUAAAGACGGUGAAGAAAAUAACCGUACAGUUUUGCCCGUUUGAAUCCAAUGUUCGCGCUACACGAGACUUUCUCGCCUUGGUUGGAUCAGAAAAGGCCAAAGCUACAAACAUGAACUGUGAAGUUACAGCAGAAGUGAAACAUGACCGGUCAGAGCCUGUGAUUGCCGUCACGUUCAUGGAUGGUGAAAGGUUAGUCAUGAAAGGAGCCCAGCUGACAAGCCAAGAGAUGCUUUCUGCUCUACAGACACGCUGCAUUGCUAAAGAUCCUCAGUCUAAAGCCACAGCGAAGAAGUAGAUGUAUAUUUGUAUAGGUGUUGUGUAUAUUUAUUAACUUUUCAUUAAAUGAAACUCUCAAAUUCUCAA
Messenger RNA from Ictalurus punctatus (channel catfish), 415 nucleotides. RefSeq names its product mitochondrial ribosomal protein L53 (gene mrpl53). The record is from RefSeq and is a predicted model, not a curated record. The coding region runs from base 24 to 347 and encodes 107 amino acids. Gene Ontology annotation, cellular component: mitochondrial large ribosomal subunit. NCBI's taxonomy places the organism in Eukaryota, Metazoa, Chordata, Actinopteri, Siluriformes, Ictaluridae. The transcript has 3 exons.